AUGCCAGACCUGCAUAAUAUUAUCCAGGAGAAUGAAGCUCCAAGCGUUUCGGCAGCCGACACUUCUUCCGGGUUGCCGGCGGUGGGAUUGAUCUCUGCACGGUUUGGAAAAAGCAAGUCAAGACACAGAUCCUUACAUUCUGCCUUGUAUCUACGUGUUUAUCUGGCAGCAUUAGCCUCAGUACUGGCAACAGUAAUUCUUAUUUUUUUCUGUUCGCGCGCGUAUGAAAGACGCACAGCCCUAGGCCUUGGAAAGCGUCGGCUGGCCGGCGCAGAAGACAGCGAUGCGCCGCUUGGCUUUUGCGGGAACACUGCUGAUGGAGACGAGCAGCAGCAUCAGGCCCCGCACCUGCAGAACUUACACGCCGGUGUAGGGUGGCAAUUGCCUGACGUUGGACUUGUCGCCCAAGUAGUUGAGGUGGGUGAUGAUGGCGAAGAAAGAGCUGUGCAGCAGCAGGAACAGCAAUAUCUUCGCCAUGACCCCCCUGUGGGACAAUCUGGGUUGACCGAAACUCAAGCAGCUCUGCAGCAGGAGCAGCUUGGUCACCCAUCAAUUCGGGCUUCAAGUCGAGAGAGAUCAACUCGAGAGCUCGAUGCAGCAAAUGGACUGCUGAAUCUCCUCUCUAACCAGAAUGCUGCUGACCCUUCUGCUUCUGGUACAAAUCAAACAGAUGCAGUCGAUGUACAAAUGGUUCGACGGGAGGUUCUCCGGCUGCAGCGGCACCAGCAGACGGAGGAGGGGCACCGCCAGCAGCUGCAGCGUCAGCUGCACCGGCUGCAACAGCGCCAACAGACGGAGGCGACGAACCGUCAACAGCUGCGCAGACUUCUGCUCUGGCUACAGAGCCGCCAGCGGGCAGAAAUGGGGCGCCAUAACCAGCAAAUGCGACAACUGCGCCGGCUGCAGCGGCAUCUGCAAGGGGAGAGGUGGCACCGUCACCAGUUACAGCGACAACUGCGCCGGUUGCAGCGGCAACAGCAAACCGACAAGCAGCAUCAACAGCAGCUAUAUCACCACCACCAGCAGCAGCAUGAUCAGCUCGUGCUGUUGCAGCAACAGCAGCACGUGCGUUGGCAGCAGCUAUUGCAACAACAGGCUUGGCUUCAACACCAGCAGCACCUGUUGAUGCAACAGCAGUAUCACCUGCCUGUGCUACAACUGCAAGGUGGGCAGUUCUUAAUUCAACCACAGCAGCAGCAGCCUGCUUUGCAACAGCAAGCGCAGCAGCAAUCUUUGCAACAACAGGUGCAGCAGCAAUCUUUGCAACAACAGGUGCAGCAGCAAUCUUUGCAACAACAGGUGCUGCAGCAAUCUGUGCAACAGCAGGGGCAGCAGCAAUCUGCGCAACAGCAGGGGCAGCAGCAAUCUGCGCAACAGCAGGGGCAGCAGCAAUCUGUGCAACAACAGGAGCAGAAAGAGUCUGUGCAGCAGGAGCAACAGACGUCUGUGCAACAACAGGAGCAACAAAAGUCUGCGCAGCCGCAGGAGCAGCAGCAAUCUGCGCAACCGCAGGAGCAGCAGCAAUCUGCGCGACCGCAAGAGCAGCAGCAAUCUCUACAACCGCAGCAGGAGAAGCAGCAAUCUUUGCAACUGCAGGAGCAGCAGCAAUCCGCUCAACAGGAGGAGGAGCAGCAAGAGGGGCAACCGAAAAGGAAGAAGCAAAAAUUGCAACAGGAAGAACAGCAGCAACAACUGCAACAGCAGGAUGAGGAGAAGCAAUUGCAGCAGCAAACACAGCAGCAAGUAUUGCAGCCGCAGCAGCAGCAGCAAGUAUUGCAGCCUCAACAACAGCAGCAACUACUGCAACAGCAACAACAACAGCAAGUGUCGCAGCCGCAGCAGCACCAGCCACCAUUGCAACAGCAACAACAGGAGCCACCGUUGCAGCAGCAACAACAGCAACAGCCACCGUUGCAACAGCAACGACAAAGCCAGCCUCCACUGCAACAGCAGCAACAGCAGCAGCCACCGUUGCAGCAGCAACAACAAGGCCAGCCACCAUUGCAAAAGCAACAACAGCAGCAGCCACCGUUGCAGCAGCAACAGCAGCAGCAGCCACCAUUGCAGCAGCAUCAACAAAGCCAGCCACCACUGCAACAGCAACAACAGCAGCAGCCACCGUUGCAGCAGCAACAACAAGACCAGCCACCAUUGCAAAAGCAACAACAGCAGCAGCCACCGUUGCAGCAGCAACAGCAGCAGCAGCCACCAUUGCAGCAGCAACAACAAAGCCAGCCACCACUGCAACAGCAACAACAGCAGCAGCCACCGUUGCAGCAGCAACAACAAGACCAGCCACCAUUGCAACAGCAACAACAGCAGCAGCCACCAUUGCAACAGCAACAACAGCAGCAGCCACCAUUGCAACAGCAGGUGCACCAGCCACCAUUGCAACAGCAGGUGCAGCAGCCACCGUUGCAGCAGCAACAACAGCAACAGCCACCAUUGCAAAAGCAACAACAGCAGCAGCCACCGUUGCAGCAGCAACAACAGCAACAGCCACCAUUGCAACAGCAGGUGCAGCAGCCACCAUUGCAGCAGCAACAACAACAGCAGACACCUUUGCAGCAGCAACAACAGCAGGAAUCAGUGCAACAGCAAAAACAGCAGCAAUCAGUGCAACAGCAUAGCCACCAGCAACUAUUGCAACAGCAGGAGCAGCAGCAACAAUUGCAACAGCAAGAGCUGCAUCAAUCAGUGCAACAGAAAGAGCAGCAACAACUCUUGCAGCAGCGUCCGGAGCAGCAGCCGCCGCCGCAGCAGCAGCAACAAUUGCAGCAGCAAAUGCAACAGCAACAAGUGCUGCAACAACAACAGCAGCAACAGCAGGGGCAACUACUGCAACCGCCUAAAGGGCAGCAACAAUUGCAACAGCUGGUGCAGCAGCAACUACUGCAGCCGCAAAGGGAGCCACCGCCAUUGCAACAGCUACGGCCGCAGCUAUGGCAACAGCAACAGCAGCAGCAACCAUUGCAACAGCAAAAGAAACAGCAAGAAUCGCAGCAGCAGGAGCAGCAGCAAAUACUGCAACGGCGGCGGCAACCAUUUACACAAUUGCAGCAGCGAAAGUUGUUGCCACUAUUGCCACAGCAGGCUAAGCAGCAACAGCAGGUGCAGCUAUUGCCACAGCAGCAUAAGCAGCAACUGUUGCAACAGCAAACGCAGCAGCCACUACUGCAACAGCAGCCUAAGCAGCAGCAACUAUUGCAACAGCAGGAGCAGCAGGGCGCUGCGAGUAAGGAGGGUCAAGGAGUGGCGGCACAGGCGGGAGUAAAACAGCAGCGCAGAGGACACACAAGGGGGCAAAAACAACAGAUACUGCCGUUGGCACCGAAGGAGCAGCAGACGCCACUGCUGAGGAUGCCCAGAAAUAUCUCAGGGUACUUUAUGGAAAGUGUGUGGAUUGUUCAGGACUCUUCAAGCACUGGGCCGCCUCAGGCCAGUACUUCACAACAGGUAAUGCAGCCUUCUGCUGCUGCUGCUAUUGCUGCUGCUGCUGCUGCUGCAGCAGCAGAAAAAGCAGCAUCAGGCCCCUCGACAUCCAAAUCUUCCAAGUUCCAGGUGACUCCGGAACAUGUACUAGCUCCCGCCGCAACAUCUACUGCUGUAGUUGCAAGGGCACUAAGGAAUGAAAAUGUUGUACUUCCUGCUGCAGUCGAUACAGCAGCAAGCGCAGCAGCAGCGCGUAAGUCUCCUAAUGCUGGAUCGCCCUCUGCUUCAUUGCCAGUAACCACAAAAGAUAUGGCCGUAGAGGCGCCGAUCCUUGCUAGUUUACUGACUAGUGGCAGCACUACAGGAGCACAGACAGCAGCAGAAGCAACACCAGCAGGUCCCUCCACAGCAGCAUCUGUAUCGCGAGUUGGAAUCACUCUCAUCCAGGAGAUGGGUUCAGCUCCUGAAGUUGUGAAAGAACACCCAUUUGUGCGUCUGCCACAGCGGAUGAAGGGGAAGGUUCCCAGUGGGCUCUUGGUUGACGUGAGGACCGCCGUUUCUCGGGUGGGCAGGAGGGAUGUCGCACCUCUACUUCAUAGGGCGCAUCACCUGCUGUCGAAAAGACAAUUGUCUCUACGUGAGAUUGGAGAUCUGUCGAAGGUAUCAGAAGAGCUGAUAUCCCACGCGAUUCAUUACCAAUAUUUUGACCUGUCAACGUAUUCAGCAGGCCGAGCAGUUGAGCGGUUGGGGUUGCGUUUCCUCCUUUUGGAUGUUGUGGUUUCCACCCUCCUUAUCUUGGGACAGGAAGUAGAGACUGAACAGUGGGAGCGUUUCACAGAUGCUAUUAGCCAUGAUGCUCCCCCAAUGACAACGUGGGUCAACCGCAGUGGGCAAUCCCAUUUCUACUCGUGUAGGGCUCAAGAACUCAGCAGGGCAAUACAAACACUCAAGCAGGGUUGGAGGCCGGAUCCCACAGACCUUAUGAAUAUCAAAAGGAUGCUCUUCUGCUCGGCAUUUUCUCCUGCACUCUUCAGGAGACGGGAUUUCGAUCACUGGAGGGAUGAUGACAGCAGUUCCACCACUGGUUCAUAG
Messenger RNA from Eimeria maxima, 4524 nucleotides. RefSeq lists its product as hypothetical. Lineage: Eukaryota; Apicomplexa; Conoidasida; Eucoccidiorida; Eimeriidae. The record is from RefSeq and is a predicted model, not a curated record. The transcript has a single exon. Bases 1 to 4524 code for a protein of 1507 amino acids.